AAAGGACGAUCAUGAGAUGCCAGGAAGGGACUUUAACCAAAUCAGUCUACUAGAGUGAUGCCUUGAGCAGGUCCAGACAUCUCUCCAGUCUGAAGCUUGAAGCAUCAGACGAAAAGCUGUUCGUGGAUUUCGAAAACCACUCUUAAACCAAUUCAUACAUUUCACUAAUUUCUUGUUGCCACGUUCUGGCUCGCAGGCUUGCUUACUUAUUUCGCAUGUGUCAACCUCCUGAAGUUGGUGGCAUUCCAAAUGAAAAUUUGAAGUAAACGCGAUGACAGUCUCUUAUUUCUUCUGUCCACCUUGCAUUCCUCUGCAUAGUCGUCCUUUUUUGCCAGUUUUACUUUCGGAAAGCUGCAUCAUGUGACCAGUGGGUUCAAAUCGAUGUCACUCGAAGUGAUGGGAGUUUUGAUCUCUUGUUUUCUAGGGAAUAGAAACAACAGGAACUCACUCUCCUCUCCGAAUGGAUGUUGAGACCUUUAUAUAAAUUUGUAGGCAGUUCAUGUUCAAAUAGAAGCUGCAAUCUUGUAGAGUUAGUCCUUUCUCUUUCACAGAAAGCUGUUCACGAAUUGAGGGAUGGAGACAUGCGAUAUGGAAGACCAAAUGGCGAAGAGCAUGAUCUGCUGCAGCGGCUCAAACAGGGCAUACAUUACGUGGACCAAUCUCUGUGUGAAUGUGAGGAGUUCAGCAUGGGGGAAAGGAAGCUCUCGCCCCAUUCUUGUGGGGGCCACAGGAUAUGCCGAGCCAGGGUCGAUUUUGGCUAUCAUGGGACCCAGCGGUUCUGGAAAGUCUACAUUGCUUGAUGCUCUGGCAGGGCGUCUGCCUCCUAAUGCCGUUCUAACAGGGAAUAUAUUACUCAACGGAGAAAGCAAAGCAACGCUUUCUUAUGGAACAGCAGCAUAUGUGACUCAAGAGGACGUGCUCAUAAAGACUCUAACCGUGAAAGAAACCCUCAUGUAUUCUGCCAAACUACGCUUACCGGAAAAAACCAGGGAGGGAAAAGAGAAGAUCGUGGACAGCACAAUACAGGACAUGGGGCUCUCGGAUUGCCAACAUAUCUGCGUCGGGAGAGCCUUCGCCAGAGGUCUCAGUGGUGGUGAAAAACGUCGGCUGAGCAUUGCAUUGCAGAUUUUGAAUCGCCCCCAAUUGCUCUUUCUGGAUGAGCCAACUAGUGGUCUAGAUAGUGCUGCAGCAUACUUUGUGGUGCAAACGCUGAAAAAUUUAGCCAGAGACGGUCGCACUGUUAUCUCCUCCAUUCACCAGCCCAGCAGUGAAGUGUUCGCACAAUUUGACAACCUCACCCUCCUCUCAGGCGGGCGCACAAUUUUCUUCGGUCAAAGUACGCAUGCCUCUGAGUUCUUCGCAGCAUCAGGAUAUCCAUGCCCCUCAAUGCGGAACCCAUCAGACCAUUAUUUGCAAAUUAUCAACUCAGACUUUGACACAGUGAAGAACAAGCUUGUGGAUAUCGUGCAAACAGAUUCGGAAAUGGGGAAUGGAUCUUUGUCCAACUUCAAUCAGUGCCCAAGUCCAAGUGGUGCAAUCACAUUAGGCUGCCUGUGUAGAGACAUAGUAGCGAAAUCACUUUCAACUGCUUACGGGGAGAGCAACUAUGCUGCGGCAACAUUAUCAAGAAUAACGCAUAUCAUAAAACAUAGUCACAACGGGGGAGUUGUCGAGGGAAGCAAGGGCCGCGCAAGUUUUUUGCAUCAGUGCGUAACUCUUACGCAGCGGUCAUUUGUGAAUAUGUCUAGGGACCCGGGGUACUUCUGGCUCCGAGUUACCAUGUACAUCAUUGUAGGCAUAUGCCUUGGCACCAUUUGUUGGCGAGUUGGAACUCAAUACAGCUCGAUCUUUGCUCGGUUAGGAUGCAUGUUCUCCGUUGCGGCAUUCUGGACAUUUAUGUCCAUCGGUGGUUUCCCAUCCUUUGUGGAAGACAUGAAGGUCUUUCAACAUGAGCGGCUGAGUGGGCAUUACGGAGGGGCGGCAUUCGUGGUGGCUAACACCUUCGCAUCCAUCCCUUACCUCUGCCUCAUUUCUCUGACGUCGGGCACCCUGGUGUACUUCCUGAGCGAGCUGCAUCCUGGAUUCGAUCACUACGCCUAUUUCAUCAUCAUGCUCUUCGCAUGCCUGGCGUGUGUGGAGAGUCUGAUGAUGAUGGUGUCAAGCGUUGUGGGGGAAAACUUCCUUGCAGGCAUUGUCGUCGGUGCCGGCAUCCAGGCAAUGUUUAUGUUGCUAGCAGGAUUCUUUCGUCCCUUGAGAGACCUCCCGAAGCCCAUAUGGAGAUAUCCGUUCUCGUACAUCGCUUUCCACACUUACGCCAUCCGGGGACUGUUUGAGAAUGACUUCCUGGGCUUGUCUUUUGAGAAUUUCUUGGUGGAUGGCAAGCCUGUGGGUCCAAAUCUGUCUGGGAAAUACAUCCUGGAGCAGCUCUGGGGCAUUGAAAUAUCUCAGCAAGGGCGGUGGGGGAACCUUGCCGUUAUAUUUGGGAUGAUAGCCAUUUACCGACUUCUGUUUUUGGUUUUUAUCAAGCUCAAUGAAAAUCUAAGGCCACGACUGCGCAUGUUGGCCGAGGCAGCCACCUUCCGGAUCAAUAAGAAGAGGUAAAACUCACUUUGAAGGAGAAGAAGAAGAAAAACACAGAACGCUGUUUUAUCAAAUGAUGCUGUAGAUAUGCAAAAGUUGCUAGUGAAGAUUAUAAUUGGGCGCAGAUUAGAAGCAAGAUUUAGUUAGCGGCUGUACUAUUUUAUAUAUUUGAUAUAUCUUUUUAAUAUGAUUUGAUAUAUCUUUUUAAUACUAUAGCUAUAUAGGUUUGGGGCUAUAAAGCUAUAAAGCUCUGGGGCUUUAAAGCUAAAUAAAUGAAGCUUCUCUAUUUCAACCAAUCGAAGAAUUAAAAAUUCA
Molecule: messenger RNA, 2895 nt
Organism: Physcomitrium patens
Lineage: Eukaryota; Viridiplantae; Streptophyta; Bryopsida; Funariales; Funariaceae
Product: ABC transporter G family member 11
Cellular component (GO): membrane
Molecular function (GO): ABC-type transporter activity; ATP binding; ATP hydrolysis activity
Source: RefSeq, a predicted model, not a curated record